AUGGCGAAACUUCUCCUACGCUCGAGGUCGAGGUCCGAGGGAAGGCUUGGAAGGAAGGCAAAGGAUGCUUCAAAAUCCAGCGACUCGUUAGGGGUACUACCUCCCAAAUUCGAUGAUGAACCACUACCAAGUUCUCAAUAUAUUCCUCGGAAGAUGGAUGGCUUGACAGUGGAGUCUUAUAACGUUCAGCAAAGGUCGUUCGAAAUUGCUAGACCAAAAACCUCAGGUGGCCGUGAUAGUCCAUAUAAGACAGAAGACCGACCGAAGACAUCGCAUGGCAAGAAGGAUACUAGCCUGGAAGAACCUAAUUUCUCAGUUUUGAAUAGAUCAUACACAUGGUCUCGUGAACAAGCCGUUGGAAAAACGAGACCUGGUCCUAAACGCCAAACAAGUAGCCCCAUGUUACACGCCUUCCCACAAAGGUCCGCUUCACGCCAACAAGAGCAUACACCAGAUCUUGAAAUUGGAGUAGCGCUUGGUAGUCCCACUCACCACCCGAAGACACUUUUAGACGCUCGGAGUAGUAGAAUGUACGGCCUGGAGGACUGCUCGAAAUCAUUACCACAACACUAUGUGUCUCUUGACAACAAGGCGGAUGACAGAGUGUCUGCUCCUAGCCCUGCGCCUGACAGUACCUUCGUUCCUGAAAAUAAGGAAGCCAAUUCCAAGAGCAGCUGGAAGAGGUUCUUUGGAAAAGGAUUGUUUCAGAAAAAGGCGCCUCAAAAGUCGACAGGCGCACAGAUGCUAACAUCUCAGACUUCCAUUACGACUACAAGUUCCGUAACAUUGACUAGCGUCCAAGGCACCAAAGAAUCAAUGGACUCAGUUCGACAGGAUACAUUAGUUGAGGAAGAGCCCGGGUCUGAAACACGGGUGGAAGAAGUCCCCAGGGCUGAAUCCACUCCCAUGCUUGAUGUGGAUAUUCCAAAGGUCGAGAUGGAGCGCUACAGUGUCAUGUUUGAUUCUCUACUCAACCACCAAGGUUCAAAACUAUCGAUCUAUGCGAGACGAAAGUCCGGAAUACAUGGUGGUGCUGCUGCAGGGCAGAAGCUGUCUGAGGAUGUAACACCCACUCCAACUUUGAAUCUACCGAAAAAGAAGGACAGUUUGCCCGUAGGCCAACUUGGUCUUAUAAGCAAGUCGCCAUUAUGGCUCUUCCCUGCAACCCCUCGGACGCCAAAGAGCCCUGGGCGCCCGCGCGCCAUGACCACGCCGACUGAAAGUACGGCCGAAACCCCUGAGGUUCUGACAUUCAGAAAAUCUCGGACUGAAAGCGAUAUUGUACCGUCUCUACUUAUGAUGCUGGAAGAACGAAUUGCGGAACGCACAACUUCAAAGGCAGACAAAGACCCACAAACACCGUUUUCUGUUAUAUCUGAGGGCUCGGAGCUCGAUAGUCCCUACACACCUUACGGAGCAGAAUAUGGUACAUCCGACGGUAGGGCUCCCUGGGUCAGGAAGUUCAGCAUGCUCGAUGAACCGGAGUGGGAAAUGGUUACGACACCGCUGCGACCUAGGACGCCAUCUCCGACCGAGCUCGACCAAUCUGCGAAUGAUUGUGAGGCAUAUGUUGCUAAGGCAGCCAAAAUCUCGAUCGCACGGCAAAUAUCCAUCUCUCAGCGUCAACUAUUACUACCUGUUAUCUCGAACCCUGAGAGAUUUGUAUCAAAAUCCAAGGGCAAGCCACAAGGUCCUAAACCAGAGAUUUCUCUUGUCAUUACACCAGUUCAAAACGAUAGAAUCAGUGUCAGCCCAGCGCCAACAUCAGCUGUCUCGUCAGAAAAUAUUGCUAUGGCUCUAUAA
Molecule: messenger RNA, 1803 nt
Organism: Orbilia oligospora ATCC 24927
Lineage: Eukaryota; Fungi; Ascomycota; Orbiliomycetes; Orbiliales; Orbiliaceae
Exons: 2
Coding region: 1-1803 (600 amino acids)
Source: RefSeq, a predicted model, not a curated record